Aphanomyces astaci is the source of this 384-nucleotide messenger RNA. RefSeq lists its product as hypothetical. Lineage: Eukaryota; Oomycota; Saprolegniomycetes; Saprolegniales; Verrucalvaceae. The transcript has 3 exons. Bases 1 to 384 code for a protein of 127 amino acids. The record is from RefSeq and is a predicted model, not a curated record.
AUGUCGUCCAAAGCUUCUGCCGCUGCUAUUGUUGCCGCCGCUGCCUCCUCCUCUGUAUGGUGGAAAGUAGGCGCUGUGUCCGGUGCUGCCGCGGUUGCAUUCGGUGCGUUCGGUGCGCACGCUCUUCAAUCUCGCGUCCACGACCCAAAGCGUAUCAAGACGUGGGAAACUGCCGCACAUUACCAGUUGGUGCACUCGGUGGCUCUCCUUGCUGCCCCGUUCGCGCGUCGCCCGAAUGUCGUGGGUGGACUCCUCACGGCCGGGGUUGUACUCUUUUCGGGAAGUUUGUAUACCCUAGUGUUGACUGACCAACCUAAGUUCGGAAUGAUCACGCCCGUGGGCGGCCUUGCGUUUGUCGCGGGAUGGCUUGCCUUUUUGCUCUAA